Messenger RNA from Brettanomyces nanus, 720 nucleotides. RefSeq lists its product as uncharacterized. The record is from RefSeq and is a predicted model, not a curated record. Lineage: Eukaryota; Fungi; Ascomycota; Pichiomycetes; Pichiales; Pichiaceae. The coding region runs from base 1 to 720 and encodes 239 amino acids. The transcript has a single exon.
AUGGACUCAUUCAAAUCUAAAAAUAGUCGUGAGGCUACUAUAAACUCAGUGAAUAAGUCACUUAUAACUUACUUACCGUCAGUAUCGACAGUACUGGGUUCAAGUGAGGAUAUUCGCAGUGGAAAAGAGUAUGCCAGUCUUUUAGCAUCGUCAUCGGGCAGCAGUUACAAAUCGGGUGCCUCAGAGAUUGCAAGAAUAAGCAAGCAGGCUAACAACAUAAAGAAAAGCCGAAGUCAAAGGAUGAAAAUGAAGAAUAAGCUCAAAAAGCAGAGGCAUCAAGUGAUGCAGAAGAAUAGAGAGUUCCAAAGCAGAGUCGAAAAGCUUGGAAGGUUAGCCAUUGGAGAUACUAAAGAAAUGGAAGAACUUGUGGAUCAGAAUUUGGAAAGAUUAAAGAAAUUAGAGCCAGAAAAUGAGGAGCAGAUCAAGAUGUUGGAGAAAGAGGUACUAGACUUAAAGUAUGGUAGUGAGUCAAGAAGUGGAGGAGCAGGAAGGAGGAGAAGAAAGACAGCAGAAACAAAUCUGGAGGGUGAGAGUAAACAGCAGAUUGAAUUCAAGUCGAAAGUUGAGAAAGGGCUCAUUAGUGUUCCUGGUCUUACUCCAGGAUUGGCACCUGUCGGAGAGUCCGAUGAAGAUGAUAGCGAAUCAGAUGAAGAUGAGCAGACCGCGGGAACGGACGACAUACUUUCGGGUUUUAAAGACGAUUUCAACGAGUAUCAUUAA